Dioscorea cayenensis subsp. rotundata (Guinea yam) is the source of this 2087-nucleotide messenger RNA. Its product is annotated as protein WVD2-like 6. Lineage: Eukaryota; Viridiplantae; Streptophyta; Magnoliopsida; Dioscoreales; Dioscoreaceae. The transcript is spliced from 8 exons. Bases 456 to 1787 code for a protein of 443 amino acids. Gene Ontology annotation, molecular function: microtubule binding. The record is from RefSeq and is a predicted model, not a curated record. Gene Ontology annotation, biological process: microtubule cytoskeleton organization.
AACAUUCUAAAACAUCUAAUCCAUCCUUCAAUCUCUCUCCUCUCCGCCUCAUCUCCAUCUCUAUUACAACUAUAUUCUCAAAUCAUAACUCUGAAGUAUGCGCUGGCGGAGGCCUUAAUUCAUGCUCGCGUUACGCGAGAAAGAUAGAAAUCAAAAUCAAACCGCCUCGAUUCAUCUCCACUUCGCUCUUCGCGGAUCUGCGAUUACCUCUAAGUUUUCCAGGCUGUCUGAAAUCGAGAAGAAAAGCUAAGAUCCUCUCCGAAUCAUUGUUCCUUUUGGAGUCUUGGCUUUCCGAUUCUCUUUCUUUCUUGCAGAUCUGCGGAGCUUUUUCUUUCUUUUUUGCUUGAGAUCUAUGCGAUUUUAAUCUGGUGACUGCUGCGUGAUGAUGAUCAUCUUGUGUUUUUUUUUUUAAUUAAUUUUUUCUUUUGUUAUUUCAGGUUUAGAAUCGAUUUGAAAUGGAUGUCAUCACAGUUACUAGCGAUAGUUUGAUUUUGAUGAAGCUGGAAGGUAGUGAAGUUGUUCAUACACAUGAACACAAUGGUUCUCUUGAUCACAGUGUUCAACAAGAUCCACAAAUUGAUGGCAGCAUCGGGGAUGGGAUGGAAAACCCCUCUGCUCCUGAGACCAAAAUUGAAACACUCUCUUGUGAUCGUGUGGGAACCAAAGCACCGGUAACCAUUUCCAAGGAACGAAGAGGUAAAAGCUUGAAUAGAGGAGAUCAUGUCAAAGCAACGAAUGCCCAUGGUGGAAAGAGUGAGAAAUCUUCUGGCACUGCACCUGUUAGUUUGUUUCACACAAGAAAGAAAGGCAACGAUAGUCAAGCGGAGAUGACAACUUCUUAUUCAGGUGUUUCGAUUAUGUCAGCUUCCCACUCUAAAAAACCUGUUGUUGUUAAUGGCAGACAAGUUGUUAAUGGUGCUAACAGAUCAACAAAACAUAUAUCUUGCCGAAGUGCUACUCAUAUGUCUCAGAGUGUAAUUGUUGGAGAUACAGCUUCUGCUGCUGUUGAUAUGUUAUCAACAGAUGAUUCAAAGGAAGAGAGGCCAAAUCUGAAGCCUUUGAAACAAAUUGAUGUCCAUAAAGUUGAAGAUUAUUCUCAUUUAGCUUCCUUAAGCCCUAGUGGUGGGAGUACGAAACCUCAAAGGUUUGGCACCAUGCCAUCAUAUAGUUUUAGUUUUAGGUGCAAUGAGCGAGCAGAGAAAAGAAAAGAGUUUUACUCGAAACUUGAAGAAAAGAUUCGUGCAAAGGAAGAGGAGAAAACUUCUUUGCAGGCCAAGUCUAAGAACUAUGCGUAUCUUAUUAUGCAGGAGACGCAAGAGGCUGAAAUUAAGCAGCUCAGGAAGAGUCUAACUUUUAAAGCAACACCUAUGCCAAGUUUUUACCAAGAACCUGCGCCUCCGAAGGUGGAGCUGAAGAAGAUACCUCCAACAAGAGCUAAAUCACCAAAGCUUGGCCGGCAAAAGAGUACAGCAUCAACUGAUGGGAAAGGAAUUAUCAGCAGCACAUGCAGAUCAGACCGAUUGAGCCUUGAUAAUAGAAAGCAUCAGAAGUGCUUUUCGAAAGAUACAUCCCUUCAUGUUAAGAAGCCCCAAAGGAUGUCUCUUCCCAAAUUGCCCAGUGAAGAAACACCAUCUAGCGCUGUAGAUUGCCAUUCAGCAGUGGAGCCACAAGAUGAGAUUCCAGGCUUAGAAAUUCCACCCAUUGAUGCUGACAAGGCCGAAGUUGAUCGCAUCAAGAACUCAGACGAAGAUAUGAAGCUUGCUGACCCAGAAAGUAUGGAUGAUUAAGUUUGAAUGGUUGCCUCCGACCAUGCUAUCCAUAACAGGCAGGUGCCUGUGUUUGUUGAGUUGUGUAUGCUGUUUGUUUCUACUAUAAGCCCGAAUGUGAUAAGUUUUUACAGUGGACCCUGUUCUUAAUUGAAUGAUGAAUCAUGAGGAUCUUCUGCUAGGUAUAGUUUUCUUUUUUUACUUAUUCAGUCUUGACAUUUUUGUUCAUAGUUAUUGAAACAUUGGGACAUUAGCUUGUGGUUGAAGUCUGUCAAAUGCUGGUAAAUGCUGGUGAGAUUUGAUGAGUGUCUUGUAUUAUUC